AAAAAAUAAAAGAAGAACCAAAAGAAACUCUCUGCUAUAAUUGUAACAAACUAAAAGAGAAUUGUAAGAGUGCAUUUAAGAAAUAUAAUAAAGGUCUUUCUCUUAUCAAAAAUAUUAUUAAACUUCAAAAAA
Molecule: messenger RNA, 132 nt
Organism: Racocetra fulgida
Lineage: Eukaryota; Fungi; Glomeromycota; Glomeromycetes; Diversisporales; Gigasporaceae
Source: the annotation of a GenBank genome assembly